UUGCCUUGGCUCCCCGUAGCUAUAGCAGCGGCGGCGGCGGCGGCGGCAGCGGCGGUUGAGGAUGCGGCGCGGGAGCGCUCUCUGGCACAGCUGGCUAUUCUAGUCCCAGAAGAAUACAGAAGAGACUUUCUGAAGAUCUGGUUGAGGCUGUAGAAGAAAUUUGGGGCACACGAUAAAGAAGCAACAGAGAGUAUCAACUAGAAAACUCUAGAUAAUCCAGACAAGCUUCUUGGCUUUGUGGGAUCUUUUAAAUUGUUUCAGAACUUGAAUUUUUGCUACAGAGGAUGAGGAGACAAGCCAAUAAAGGGCAAGGAGGACUGUUCUAGAUUUCUGCUUAUCCGUUCGCCUCUUCUUUGAGUUGGAAAAACUGUCCACAGAAGCCUUGUGAACAAGACUGAAGAGAAUCUAUUUCCCUGAUUCUGGCUAUUGUUGGAGUUGAGGAUUAUAUCCACUUCAGCAGGCAUUUUUGGAAGCAAUUAAAAAAAAAUAGAAGGAAGCAAUAUUUAAGGACUUCUCUACAUUGGUCCUGUGCCAUGUUACAUUUUGAAUACUGGAGCAACUAAGGGACAUCUCUAUCUUCUGGAUCUAAGAAUAUACCUGAAUCCUUUGAGCUUGCAUAAAUGAUGUUUGGAAGGUGGAAAACUAAAAAGUCUUUCAACAUAAACUUAUUAAAUUCUGGAUUCUCUUUCUUUUGAGGACUUCAGCUGGUAGAAAUUUCCUUCCAAAAAGAUACAAAGCCUUCCCUGUGUUUUCAAGCUAAAUGUGAACAAUAAUGUCUUGGAAAAGAAAUUACUUUUCAGGGGGCCGUGGCAGUGUCCAAGGGAUGUUUGCACCUCGAAGCUCAACUUCCAUAGCUCCCAGCAAAGGCCUCAGCAAUGAGCCAGGGCAGAAUAGCUGCUUCCUCAACAGUGCGCUACAGGUUUUGUGGCAUUUGGACAUCUUCCGACGUAGUUUUAGGCAGCUUACAACUCACAAGUGCAUGGGAGAUUCCUGCAUCUUUUGUGCUCUUAAGGGAAUCUUUAACCAGUUUCAGUGUAGUAGUGAAAAAGUGCUUCCAUCUGACACUCUCCGCAGUGCUCUGGCAAAGACUUUCCAGGAUGAACAGCGUUUCCAGCUGGGAAUUAUGGAUGAUGCUGCAGAAUGCUUUGAAAACCUCCUGAUGAGAAUUCAUUUCCACAUUGCUGAUGAAACCAAAGAGGACAUAUGUACUGCCCAACACUGCAUUUCUCACCAGAAAUUUGCAAUGACAUUAUUUGAACAGUGUGUAUGUACAAGCUGUGGUGCCACUUCUGAUCCACUGCCUUUCAUCCAGAUGGUGCAUUACAUCUCUACUACUUCUCUUUGCAAUCAGGCUAUUUGUAUGCUGGAAAGACGAGAAAAACCUUCACCAAGCAUGUUUGGUGAGCUACUUCAGAAUGCCAGCACCAUGGGGGACCUGCGGAACUGUCCGAGUAACUGUGGAGAGAGGAUCCGGAUUCGUCGUGUGUUGAUGAAUGCUCCACAGAUUAUCACAAUUGGGCUGGUCUGGGACUCAGACCAUUCAGACUUGGCAGAGGAUGUCAUCCACAGUUUGGGCACCUGCCUCAAGUUGGGUGAUCUGUUUUUCAGAGUGACAGAUGACCGGGCCAAGCAGUCUGAACUGUACUUAGUAGGAAUGAUUUGCUACUAUGGCAAACACUAUUCUACAUUCUUUUUUCAAACAAAGAUCCGCAAAUGGAUGUAUUUUGAUGAUGCUCAUGUCAAGGAGAUUGGGCCCAAAUGGAAGGAUGUGGUAACCAAAUGCAUCAAGGGGCACUAUCAGCCCUUACUGUUGCUUUAUGCAGAUCCCCAGGGCACCCCAGUGUCUACCCAGGACCUGCCAUCCCAAUCCCAGUUCCAGUCAUACAGUAGGACAUGCUAUGACAGUGAAGAUUCAGGGAGGGAGCCCUCCAUCUCAAGUGACACUCGAACAGAUUCUUCAACCGAGAGUUAUCUCUACAAACACUCCCACCAUGAGUCUGUGGUCAGUCACUUCUCUUCUGAUUCUCAGGGGACAGUCAUCUGUAAUGUGGAGAAUGAUUCCAUGUCCCAGAGCAGUCGAGACACAGGACACUUAACUGAUAGUGAAUGUAACCAGAAACACAUAUCCAAGAAAGGGUCCCUGAUAGAGCGCAAGAGGAGCUCUGGCCGUGUUAGGAGGAAGGGCGAUGAGCCCCAGGCCUCAGGGUACCAUAGUGAAGGAGAAACACUAAAAGAGAAGCAGGUUCCUAGGAAUGCCUCCAAACCACCCAGCAGCACCAACAGGCUAAGGGAUUUUAAGGAGACAGUCAGCAAUAUGAUCCAUAACAGACCAUCCCUGUCUUCUCAGACCAAUGUAGGAUCUCUCUGUGGGGGAAAGGGAGGAGACCAGGCUGACAAAAAAACUUCUAGAAACCUGCCUUUACAUUCUCGUGACUGGGAAGUGGAGAGUACCAGCAGUGAAUCCAAAUCAAGUUCUUCCAGCAAGUAUCGCCCAACGUGGAGACCAAAACGAGAGUCUCUGAAUAUUGACAGUAUUUUCAGUAAGGACAAAAGGAAGCAUUGUGGUUAUACACAGCUUAGUCCCUUUUCUGAAGAUUCAGCUAAAGAAUUUACACCAGAUGAACUAAGGAAGCCACCUGCUUACAACAUUAAAGCUGGUGGAUCAAGCUCCCAGCACAAACCCUGGGGUCAACCAUGGCCAGGCUCUCACCUUUUAGAUCAACAUCCACGCUUAAUCCAGAGAAUGGAAUCUGGCUAUGAAAGCAGUGAGAGGAACAGCAGCAGCCCUGUCAGCCUGGAUGUAGCACUACCAGAGAGUUCAAACAUCUGCAGGGAUGCUAAGAAAUCAGCUGGGUUUGUCCCUUCUUGGCGUCAUAUCCCAAAGUCUCACAGCAGCAGCAUCCUGGAGGUAGAUUCCACAGCAUCCAUGAGUGGCUGGACAAAGACACAACCCCUUUCAGGUGGAGAGAUACCUUCUAAAACUGAACUAGAUGAAUUACAGGAAGAGGUGGCGAGGAGGGCUCAAGAACAGGAACUUCGAAGAAAACGGGAAAAGGAGCUAGAAGCUGCUAAAGGGUUUAAUCCUCAUCCCAGCCGUUUUAUGGACUUGGAUGAACUGCAAAAUCAGGGGAGGAGUGACGGCUUUGAGAGGUCCCUGCAAGAGGCAAAUUCAGUAUUUGAAGAGUCACUGCAUCUGGAACAAAAGGGAGACUGUGCUGCAGCUUUGGCUCUCUGUAACGAAGCUAUCUCUAAACUAAGACUUGCCCUGCAUGGUGCAAGCUCUAGCACGCACAGCAGAGCCUUAGUCGAUAAGAAGUUGCAAAUCUGUAUUCGAAAAGCACGGAGCCUGCAGGAUCGCAUGCAGCAGCAACAGUCAUCGCAGCAGCCGCCGCAGCCCUCAGCCUGCCUCCCAUCACAUGGGGGCGCCCUCCCUCAGCCAACAAGUGAACAACCUGUCUCGCUCCAAGUAUUGUUAAGACAGGAGGCCCAACUAGAACCCUGCACAGAUACAGAGUUUGGGGCCAGUUCUUCUUUCUUUCACUCACCUGCUUCUUGCCAUGUGUCACAUUCAUCACUAUUCCCAGAAUCAUCUGCCCCAUCUGCCCCAGAGCACAACUCCUCCAGUAGAUCUUCCUCAAAGCUUCUGACUUCAGUUGAGGUGGAUGGCGUUGAUGCUUCUGCACUCCAAAGGCAAAGUUUACCUAAAAAAUCAGGGAAGACUGAGAAGACUUCCCAUCAUGAAUGCAUGCCAUUGGAUGGCCUUGUGGGUAAGCUGCAAGGCUGCAGGGAGGACAACAUUAACUGUAACAGGUUUCUUCCACAACAAGGACAGGGCAUUGCUCAAGAACAGCUGUUCCAAGAAGAGAAGGAUUCUACUGACCCUUUCCAGGUGAUGCCUUGGUCACAUCCAACAGGAAGAGUCACCUCGGAGACAGGAAAUGCACACAGCUUAGGCUAUAGUCCUUCAGGUUCAUCAGCUCAGCCCAGCAUUCCCCUUCAUAUGGCCUGUCAUCCUGUAAUGUCUGCUGCUUCUUCAUCUGUGCUUUAUUCUCCUGAUCCUGUGCGGAAAACUAACCAAUGCCUCCAAAUUCCAUUGAUUUCAAAAGUAGUUGAAAGUAAUGAAGAGACCUAUCGGCCAGAGUUUCCCAGCACAAAAGGACUUGUCCGCUCUCUGGCAGAACAGUUCCAGAAGAUGCAGAGUGCCUCCACAAGGGAUGCUACAGGUUCCCAGAAUCAAAGUUUGCCAAGUAGUCUAAGGAAAAACAGUUCCCCUUCUGACUUGAAGCCUUCUUUCCAACAAGGUCAAGGAAAAGGCCACUGUCCUUGGGUAAAACAAAAGCUCUCUCUGGAUACUAGGGACAAACUUGCUUCUUGGGAAGAGCCUGCUGACCAUACUUCUCUUGCCGUGGACACUGGGCUGCCUAAUGGUGAAAGCUCUAGGGGAGGACAGCCCAGGUUGCCAGAACUAGCUAUACACCAAGGGAAGCUAUCUCAAAUGAGAGAUGUUAGGCCUAAGGAGCUUGGUAGCAGUAUCAGCUUGGGGACUUGUUUGCCUUUGGAUUCCUGGGUAAAUGUUACAAGGCUCUGUGAUUCUCAGCUUAAACAUGGGCUCCCUGGCCCAGGAGCAAAGUCCUCCCCCCAUGACUCCCAUACCUGUGUAAACUAUCCAGAGAGAAAUCACAUCCUUCUGCAUCCACAUUGGAACCAAGAUACAGAGCGGGAGACAUCAGAAUUGGAGUCUCUCUACCAGGCCAGUCUACAGGCUUCUCAAGCUGGAAGUUCUGGAUGGGAGCAGCAGGAUGUAACUUGGCAUCCACUUUGCCAAACAGAUGGCAUGGGGAGGAGACUGCACUCAGCACCUGGUCUUGAUCUGUCAAAGACCCCAACAGCAGAAAUGGAGCACAUUUUCCAUGAAGUGAGCACAGUGUCUGCAUCACAGGCAGCAGCUUUAAAUGCUAAGGCUACAGCUUGCCAAGGCCUUGGCAGGGAAUAUGGUGAGGAUGAACAGUACAGUGCAGAGAACUUUCGCCGCAUCUCACGCAGUCUCAGUGCCACCGUUGUCUCAGAGAGGGAGGAGGUUCCAGUCACUUGCCAGAGUUUUGAUUCAUCACACGUGCGGAAAAAGCCUUUGGAAACCGAGCACCGUUGUUCCAGCUCCUCUUCCCUCCCUGUCAUCCAUGACCCUCCCAUAUUUCUCCUUGAUUCCCAAGUCUACCCUUCCCAACCACAGUUCCUGUCCCCAGAUGUCCUGAUGCCCAGCGUGGCAGGGGAACCCUGUAGACCCCCAGGAGCAUCAAGGAGUGUCCAGCAGUUUCUGGCUAUGUGUGACGGGGGUGAAACUUCCCAAGGGGUCAAGUACACAGGAAGGACUUUGAACUACCGGAGUCUCCCUCAUCGUUCCAGAACUGAUGCCUUCCGGGAACCCUGGUCAGAGACCCACCAGCACUUUGGAGCCAGAUACCUAACUACUCCAGGAUGCAAACCUCCGCUUACCCACACUACCACAUUACCAGAAAGAAGUCAGGGUCUUCAGGUUCCUCAUGCUCAGGCUGGAGGGGAUCUUUUCCAUUCACCCUCUCAUCCAUCCACUGUUCACCCUAUGUCCCUAUCAUCCCCAAGGUCAGCUUGGAAUUCGGGUCCUAUUCCAGGGUCCCGAACACCUGGUCCUCGAAGAGUAGAUAUACCCCCAGAUGAUGACUGGAGGCAGUGCAGUUAUACUUCCCAAUCUAGGAACAGGAGGGCAGAGGAAGAAAGGUUGUUGUGUGUUCUAGCAGAGGUUCUUGGAAGAGAGCAGAACAAAACUAGAAUCCUGCAGCAUAGCAGGUGGUAAGGGUCAUCCCUUUUGUUUCCUGGAGCCAUAAAACACAACUGGCAGAGUUGCUUACCCUGCAUCUCUGCCAUAGUCUUGCUAUUCUCAUCUCAACACAGAAUUGGCAGUUUCUCCCCGGGGCACUGGUUACCUCUAAAGAGACCUGGUUCUUUAAAUAAGAGGGAAUAUUUGAAAUUACAACUUUAAUUCCCCUACUAAAAUGAAGCAGCUGCUGUUUUGUGUUUGAGCCACUUUAAGGCUGAAUCCAUCAUAUUAUUCCUGAUACUAGUCAUUAGUGACUUCAGGUCAAUUCUGGACAGUAAUGCCCCCACCUCUACCUAACAUCCAUUUUCUGGUCUCUACUAUCUUCCCAACUUACACACUUUUUUUUUUUUAAUCUGCCUAACCCUAUUACCUGACCCUCUGUAUUCCCCAUUUCCCAUCCUCAAAGGUACAUGUAGCCUUGUGGUCAUGGUCAUCACCAUGACCCAUCAUUCAGGGCAGCCCAUCUGCCCAGGUGUUAUGGCCUGCCAGUCUUCCCUGUGCCCCACACCAUAGGCCUAGAUAUAUGGAACUGCCAAUAUAACACUUGCCCUUCUGAACAGAUAUAGUCUGGCACAUUAACAUAUCCUUUUGUCUUCAGCAGCAGAACCAUUACUGCCACUUGCUCAUUCGCCAUUGUAAAUCCUCAGAGUCUGCUGAACUAUUUUAGGGCAAAACAUACUCUUUUUGUAAAGUAUUUUUCAUUAAUAAAUCUAUAUGACAGUUCUAUU
This is a messenger RNA of Dipodomys spectabilis (banner-tailed kangaroo rat), 6582 nucleotides long. It is a transcript of the gene Usp54, whose product is annotated as ubiquitin specific peptidase 54. Gene Ontology annotation, biological process: protein deubiquitination. The transcript has 23 exons. Bases 773 to 5830 code for a protein of 1685 amino acids. The record is from RefSeq and is a predicted model, not a curated record. NCBI's taxonomy places the organism in Eukaryota, Metazoa, Chordata, Mammalia, Rodentia, Heteromyidae. Gene Ontology annotation, molecular function: cysteine-type deubiquitinase activity.